This is a messenger RNA of Cyprinodon variegatus (sheepshead minnow), 2842 nucleotides long. It is a transcript of the gene gas7a, whose product is annotated as growth arrest specific 7. Gene Ontology annotation, cellular component: cytoplasm; actin filament; plasma membrane. The record is from RefSeq and is a predicted model, not a curated record. NCBI's taxonomy places the organism in Eukaryota, Metazoa, Chordata, Actinopteri, Cyprinodontiformes, Cyprinodontidae. Bases 79 to 1218 code for a protein of 379 amino acids. Gene Ontology annotation, molecular function: actin filament binding. The transcript has 12 exons. Gene Ontology annotation, biological process: neuron projection morphogenesis; actin filament polymerization.
ACUGCUCAUUUACAGAGUUUCUGUGUUUUUCACUUAGUUCUUCCUCUUCGGCUGCAGACUGUAACAUUUUGGACACUAAUGAGAUCUCGUCCUCCUCCCUAUUUCUUCAUUCAUAUCUCCAGCAGACGACUGGUGGUCUACUUCCCAGAAUCACAGCAUGCUGACAGAUGCAGCAGCAGAACGAAGAAUGGCAAGUUCCCUGACACCACUAAUACUCCUCUGAGGAACCUUGCAUUAUGUAGAAAGCCUCCAGGCUCUGUGUCACCGGCCAAGAGACAGAUCAAUGAGGUCAAGGAGACCAAGACCACUGUAAACUGUGUGACUUUCCCGCUGCCUGGAGAAGGUCCAGAGCAGCAGCUACUCAAGCCCAACGAAUGGAGCUACUGCGAUUAUUUCUGGGCCGACAAGAAGGACCCCCAGGGGACCACCCAUGUGACGGGCUUCGAGGUUCUCCUGCAGAAACAGCUGAAGGGAAAACAGCUGCAGAAGGAGAUGGCUGAGUUUAUUCACGAGAGGAUAAAGAUUGAGGAGGAAUACGCCAAAAACCUCUCCAAGCUGUCCCUGAGCCCGCUGGCAGCACAGGAGGAAGGGACUCUUGGAGAGGCCUGGACUCAGCUGAAGAAGAGCCUCCAUGACGAAGCUGAAGUUCACCUCAAGUUCUCUAACAAGCUGCACACAGAGGUAGAAAAACCUUUGCUGACAUUCAGAUGCGAUAACUUCAAGAAGGAUCUGAAAAAGUACGACCACCAUAUCGCUGAUCUCAGGAAGCAGCUAGCAAGUCGCUUCGCAGGCGUGGAAAAGGCUCGUAAAGCCCUCGCAGACCGGCAGAAGGAUCUGGAGGUGAAGACACAGCAGCUGGAGAUUAAACUCAGCAACAAGACAGAGGAGGACAUAAAAAAGGCGCGACGGAAAUCUACACAAGCAGGAGAUGAUCUGAUGCGCUCUUUGGAUCUCUACAAUCAAACCCAGUCCAAGUGGUUUGAAGAAAUGGUCACAACCAGCAUGGAGCUGGAGAAACUCGAGGUUGAGCGGGUUGAAUGGAUUCAGCAGCAUCUGCGUCAGUACACGACUCUGAGGCACGAAACAGACAUGUUCAACCAGAGCACGGUGGAACCGGUUGACCAGCUGCUGCAGAACGUGGAUCCAGCCAAAGACAGGGAGCUGUGGGUAAAAGAGAACAAAACCGGCGAAGUUCGACCUGUGGAUUUGGACAUAUAGACGAGCCUGACCUGAACAUCACCUGGCCUGCUUUCAGCAUCAAGACACGUCCACACAGUCCUGGAAAGUUUGUGAUUGCACUGAUCCGUGGACGGUGCAUGUUCAGACUCCUGAGCUCUACUCAUCCUCUCUGACUUUAAUCACAAGGAGGGAAAGAUUUAAUGCAGUUGGAGUCUUGGAGAAAGGAAAGGAUCAGAGUACCAGCAUGUUCCUUCAAAAUUCUACCCCUAUCAUACACAGUAUUAGCUUACUGAAUGCCAUAAAAUGUACUCUGCUGUUUAACUGUUGUAAAUUGUAUUAAAAAAAAUCCAUGUCUAUAAAUUCUUUAAUUUUAGCUUAAAUCAGCUUGUUUCCAUUUUGUGCUAACCAAACAAAAGUAAAUAAAACUUAAGCCUGUUUAUGGAUAUAACCUUUAUUUUAGAUACAGAUUCUGACACUGAAUGAGGAAUUACAAGGAAUAUGAUAUAUUUUCAUAUUUUUUCCUGGUUCAUUUCAUCGGAAAUGCAUGUUUUAAGUAUUUCACUUUUACAAUCCACGAAGAGCCGAAAACCUUUCUGCUGUCAAAAUAGUUGUUUUGUGAAGUUCAUUGAAUUUGGGGAAAGUAAUCAGUGUCCUGUAGUUGAUUUAGGCUCUUUCACAAAUACAUAAAAAUUUUCCAAAUCCAGUAACCUUUGCUGUUCGAAGCAAACCCUGCUUUGGAAUGUAAAUUUGAUUAUCCCAACAGGUGGCAGAUAAAAUUUGGAUCCAGUGUGCAGGAAAAAAAAAGGUGGUCCAAGUUACACUAAAGCACCUUUUAGUGCCUAUCAGUUUAUAUUCCUGGAAUGUCCUUGAUAUAUGUUCUCUGCAUCAGUGUAUAUUUGUAGAUACUGCUUAGAUGUAUUUUGCUGUGAAACGUUUUAGCACAUCUGCAGAUGUUCCGACCGACAAGGUGUGAUUAACACAACCUUGUUUAUUUUUGGUAAAUGUGCAGGGAAUAUUUUUUACGGCGAAGUCAAGCAGCGAAGGAAAAAAAGGAUCAAGUUGUUUGCUGACAGUUCGAUUAUGCAGCUUUAGAUUUGCUUGAUCCCGUUCCUCAAAAAUGAAAGCCCAUCAGAUCAGAGUCUGCAUGUAACGUUUGUCUUUGUGCUUAUGUGUGUGCAUUUGUCUGUUGUCUGCAACAUUUGGUUGUGAUCUGUAUGUCUCAGGUUGAUUUUCUCAUUUUAGGACAAUUACAUAACAAAUCAAAUGACAAGCCCCCCCAAAAAAUCAUUUAAUUGAAAAGUAAUAUCUGGAAUAUAAAUGUAUAAUCUCAAUUUUAUGCAACAACAAAAAAAAUGUCUUCUUCUUUAACCUUUCUUUUAGGCAAACUGUCUAACAUUUUAAUUUGGACCCAUUUAGCUACAUGUGCAGACUUUAGGUAGUGUGUUUGCUGUAGAGGUUUCAUUGUCGUGCAUCAGUGUUGUGCACUAAAUGUUGUUACGUUCCAACUAAAUGUUCCUGACAAGAGUUUGAAGAUGACGUAACGGUUGACCUUGCUGGUGAACGUUUACAUUAAACCCAGUGUUUUAUGAAUGUUUUGAUCAUAUGUGACCUCUGUCCAAAUCGUGAACUGAGGAAUGCAGUGUAAAAAUAAAUCUCCUCUUUG